AUGAAGCUACCGGUAAUUGUAUGCGCAGUUUUAGUGAACACUGUUCACGGUGAAUGCCAGUGGUGGUGGUGCGAAGGGUCAGAAGAUCCGGCAUUACUCGGAAGCUAUCAAGCUGAUUCUAAUGAAGUAUCUGUCAGCGGUGUAUCAUCUGGAGGCUACAUGGCCAUCCAAAUGCACGUGGCCUACUCGGCAAGUAUAAUGGGUUCUGGUAUACUUGCAGCAGGACCUUACCAUUGUGCCCAGGGUAGCGUUUUAACUGGUUUAGACGCCUGUAUGAGUAAUCCUGAGGAAAUUGUUUUACAAGACCUCAUUGAUUUCACUGAUACCAGUGCUACAAAAGAAGACAUCGAUGCAACGACUAACUUCGCUAGUGGCAAAACAUGGCUGUUCAGUGGUUUAUUAGACACUGCUGUUCACAGAGGCGUGGUAGUGGCAUUGGAAGAUUAUUGUAAACACUACAUGCCAUUGGCUAAUGUCAUGACAGAGUAUGGUAUCCCUGCUGGUCACGCCAUGAUUACAGAACAUUAUGGCAGCGUGUGUUCAACAGAGCAGCCACCUUACAUCAACGAUUGUGAUUACCCCUCACCCUAUGUUCUCAUGAAUCAUAUAUACGAGGGAACUUUAUCGAAACCUGCGUCCUAUGGAGGCGCUAUGCCAGGUGACAUGACGACUUUUAACCAGACGGAACUGGUGCCAGAAUUUGUAGGUUCCACUAGCUUGGAUUCAGUGGGUUAUAUUUACGUACCGACGGGAUGUGUAAGCACGCCAGGAUGUAAAUUGCACAUUGUUUUUCACGGAUGCUUGCAGGGAAGGAACGUACUUGGUGAGGAAUAUGCCUUAAACACGGGAUACAACGAAGUUGGUGAAGAGAAUGAUAUUAUAAUUGUAUAUCCUCAAGUCACUUCAAGUUUAGGCAACCCUAUGGGAUGUUGGGAUUGGUGGGGUUAUACCGACAGUAAUUAUGAUUUGAAAUCUGGCGUCCAAUUGGAAUUUAUAAAGAAUAUUAUUGACCGAGUUACUUCUUAAUUAGAUACGAUGAAAUAUUCAGUUUUUGUGGAGGUCACUUAUUUUCGUUAUUAUACUAUGAUAAAUACUUCGCAACCGAAUUAUGCUUCAUAUGUAUAUAUAUAUAUAUAUAUAAUACUAUUAAUGAUUCACGUGGACAAAUUAUAUAUAGUUACUAGGAAGCAACAAGUACACGAACGUCUCAGUAUUGUAAAUCUGCAAUGGUGAACAAUUGUCUGAAAUCGGAUUUUUGGUAAGAUAAUAAAUUUCAAAUUGUAAAUGUACACUU
This is a messenger RNA of Saccoglossus kowalevskii, 1294 nucleotides long. RefSeq lists its product as uncharacterized. Lineage: Eukaryota; Metazoa; Hemichordata; Enteropneusta; Harrimaniidae. The record is from RefSeq and is a predicted model, not a curated record.